AUGGGGGCUACAAGUAUCUCUGGCAGUUCAGUGUAUGGGGGCUACAAGUAUCUCUGGCAGUUCAGUGUAUGGGGCUACAAGUAUCUCUGGCAGUUCAGUGUAUGGGGCUACAAGUAUCUCUGGCAGUUCAGUGUAUGGGGCUACAAGUAUCUCUGGCAGUUCAGUGUAUGGGGCUACAAGUAUCUCUGGCAGUUCAGUGUAUGGGGCUACAAGUAUCUCUGGCAGUUCAGUGUAUGGAGGCUACAAGUAUCUCUGGCAGUUCAGUGUAUGGGGCUACAAGUAUCUCUGGCAGUUCAGUGUAUGGGGCUACAAGUAUCUCUGGCAGUUCAGUAUAUGGGGCUACAAGUAUCUCUGGCAGUUCAGUGUAUGGGGGCUACAAGUAUCUCUGGCAGUUCAGUGUAUGGGGCUACAAGUAUCUCUGGCAGUUCAGUGUAUGGGGGCUACAAGUAUCUCUGGCAGUUCAGUGUAUGGGGCUACAAGUAUCUCUGGCAGUUCAGUGUAUGGGGCUACAAGUAUCUCUGGCAGUUCAGUGUAUGGGGGCUACAAGUAUCUCUGGCAGUUCAGUGUAUGGGGGCUACAAGUAUCUCUGGCAGUUCAGUAUAUGGGGCUACAAGUAUCUCUGGCAGUUCAGUGUAUGGGGGCUACAAGUAUCUCUGGCAGUUCAGUGUAUGGGGCUACAAGUAUCUCUGGCAGUUCAGUGUAUGGGGCUACAAGUAUCUCUGGUCCUAA
This is a messenger RNA of Procambarus clarkii (red swamp crayfish), 729 nucleotides long. The record is from RefSeq and is a predicted model, not a curated record. Lineage: Eukaryota; Metazoa; Arthropoda; Malacostraca; Decapoda; Cambaridae.